GGCGGCGGCACACGGCAAUCAGCUGCCAUGCUCAGGACCGCCGCCACUCUUGCGCUCGUCGCCUCCGCGUCCGCCUACACCCCCACCCUGAUGUCCCUCAACCCAUCCAGGCGUGCGGUCGUGCAGGCUGGAGCCGCCGGAGCUGCUGCUGCUCCUUUCCUCCAGAACGCUCCCGCUGGCGCCUCCAUGGACAAGUCCGCCCGCGCUCCCGUGAUCACCAUCUUCGAUCACCGUGGCUGCAGCCGCGCUCCCAAGGAGUACACCGGCGGUCUCUCCAACACCCAGGACGACCAGAUGUGCGUCAAGGCUCAGUCCCUCAAGAUCGAGGUGUCUGAGCAGACUGCUGCUAAGCUCUUGCAGGAGAACCUCUCCUCCAUGUUUGGCAAGUAAAUGUAUACAAUCUAAGGCUAGCUCAAAACUAUUUUUCAUUUUAAAUUCCACCAAAUGUGAAACGGA
This is a messenger RNA of Guillardia theta CCMP2712, 456 nucleotides long. It is a transcript of the gene CPEA20, whose product is annotated as phycoerythrin alpha subunit 20. The transcript has 2 exons. Lineage: Eukaryota; Cryptophyceae; Pyrenomonadales; Geminigeraceae. The annotation marks the transcript as partial. The record is from RefSeq and is a predicted model, not a curated record. Gene Ontology annotation, cellular component: phycobilisome.